Messenger RNA from Dunckerocampus dactyliophorus (ringed pipefish), 2886 nucleotides. RefSeq names its product v-ral simian leukemia viral oncogene homolog Aa (ras related) (gene ralaa). Gene Ontology annotation, biological process: regulation of exocytosis; Ras protein signal transduction. NCBI's taxonomy places the organism in Eukaryota, Metazoa, Chordata, Actinopteri, Syngnathiformes, Syngnathidae. Gene Ontology annotation, molecular function: GTP binding; GTPase activity; GDP binding. The record is from RefSeq and is a predicted model, not a curated record. The transcript has 5 exons. The coding region runs from base 242 to 862 and encodes 206 amino acids. Gene Ontology annotation, cellular component: plasma membrane.
CCAGCCUAGCCUACUGUCUGUCACAUCACUGCUAAGUGCUAACACAACCUGAGCUAGCUUGGGGGGGAAACUUAGCCAUGAGCUAACCAGCAGCUAAAAGAUCCCUCCUGUCGUUUAUCCAAGCGCUUCUCCAAGGCGGCACCGACGUGUAGCAUUUCUAAGAAACCGGGAUCACAAUUCAAACAGCUGGAGUCUCAUUGACACGGCCUUCAUUUCACAGUCCUGACUUUUCCUCAGAGCCAUGGCAGCUGCUAAACCCAAAGGGCAGAACUCUUUAGCCCUUCACAAAGUGAUCAUGGUGGGCAGCGGCGGUGUGGGCAAGUCGGCUCUCACGUUGCAAUUCAUGUAUGACGAGUUUGUGGAGGACUACGAGCCCACCAAAGCCGACAGCUACAGGAAGAAGGUGGUGUUGGACGGCGAGGAGGUACAGAUCGACAUCCUCGACACGGCAGGACAGGAGGACUACGCCGCUAUCCGGGACAACUACUUCCGCAGCGGCGAGGGCUUCCUCUGUGUCUUUUCCAUCACGGAGUUGGAAUCAUUUGCGGCGACAGUAGACUUCAGAGAGCAGAUCCUACGGGUGAAGGAGGACGAGAAUGUCCCUUUUCUCCUGGUCGGCAACAAAUCCGACCUGGACGACCGGCGGCAGGUGAGCGCCGACGAGGCCAAGGCCCGCGCCGAGCAGUGGGGGGUGUGCUAUGUGGAGACUUCGGCCAAAACCCGAGCCAACGUCGACAAGGUGUUCUUUGACCUGAUGAGGGAGAUCCGCGCGAGGAAGAUGGAGGACAGCAAAGAGAAGAACGGAAAGAAGAAAAGCAAAAGUUUGGCCAAGAGAAUCCGGGAGAGAUGUUGUAUUUUAUAGUGGUAAAAAAAAAAAAAAAGGCCAGAGAGCUGCUUUUGUGUACAUAUAUACAUUUCUUAGACUUUUGAUUUUGUUCCCGCAACCUGACCCCUGCUUUGUAACGGGAUGUCGUGACCGCGCAUCAGGGAGUAGAGAGGUCCACUUACAUCAGUUCUAGAUCUUAACUUUUUCACGUGCUGACACUCCAAAUGGUUCCUCUGAGUGUUUGAAAUUAAGCCUAAUGCUCACAAGACGUUGGCGUGUCUUGAUAAAGUUGAUAGUUGAAGGUUGGCGCUGACAAAUGUGCUUCAAAGUCACUACUGGAUUUUAUAUUGAUAUUAAUAUAUUGCAUAAAAAAGGUAGGGUCAGGCUUCAACACUUUGAAUUUGAUUACAUAUACAUAUAUACGGUCUUGAUCCCAUUUAGACUCCAGCGUUUCACAGUGCAGUGCGUCUAUUAACCACAUUUACUUUAACAUCUUAUUUCAUGCAUUCAACGCACUCAUUUCCCUCCCCCCCAAUGCACAAACAGAGCAUGACCCUGAAAUUCUUUUUUUCCACCACUUGUGGGUCAAACAUUUCAACAAUUUUUAACCUCACCUCAAUGAUUAAUUACUGUCAUUGCCUUUUUUAAUACGAUUAAUAAUUCUUAUUGUUCUAUGAAGUAAUCUCUGGUGCUUAAAUACAAAGUCAGUGGAGUCAUACUACACUGGUGUCUUGAAGUCAACAAAUGAUAGAGUGUAAACAUGCCAAUUUUUACCUUUUUUUUUUUAAAAAAUGACUAUGUUGUGUCAUUCUUUUUGCUUUGUUUCUUAAUUGGGCUGAUGUGACAACACUACUGCGUGAAGGGAUUUUAGGUCACUUAUUUAAGGGACAAAAAAAAGGAAGGCCAGAAAGCAAUUAGGCGAUUCAGUCACCAAAGAAAACUGCUAGCUACUACGAAACAAGUGCCCACUUUUCAAUUGAAGUGAAUCACCAAUCUGGCAAAAGGCGGAGGGCUGCUUCUUUAUCGUCUUUGAUUUCAUGUACAGUGCACGCCGCUGCCUACCUGUCCGUGUUGAAUGUGAACAAUCCCGUCUCGCCAUUCCGUUUGCCUGGAGGCUGCCAAUCAUGUGCUUUCUACCAAGCUGCCCUUUCUUCUUACUUGUUAUCCCGGUGUCAGCGUGUCAGAAUGCCACCGUACCACCUGAAUGGUACCAGCCAACGAUGAUUCCUUACUUCCAACACACACAAAUGACAAUUUUAGCAACCAAAACACACUGUGCCCCGUCAUUCCCGCCCUUUGCUAACGACUGAGCCGCAGGCAAUCAUAUGCUACGGCCGCUGAUAUAAUAAGACACCCAGAAAUGGACGCUAUGCAACAAAACUGAUCCAUGUUUUCAUUUCAAUCCCCAGAUUCUCCUGGCGUUGACGGCGAGCUAUAUGUGUAACUGUACAGUCACUAAUGCAAAAGAAUACUUGUGGUAUUUUACUAUUUAUUGACAAAAAAAAAGCACACAAUGGUAAGAGUGGCGUUAAGACAUGACAUUUUGGAGGCAAGCCCGAAAUAUUUGGAAUGUUUUUUAUUGGGGGGGGGGGGGGGUUAAUGUAAAGGCUAACCUCCAGCACAAGAUGCCACAAUUGAGACACCCCUUCAAAGAGUCAUAGUGGUCAUCCAUCUUUAUAAAGUGCAGUGUGCUCUCAUUGCUAAAGCUACUAAAAACACUUCGCCAUAGUGCUUGCUAACAUUUGCUUUACUGUUUGUUCUAUUAAUUCCAGAUUUGAGCAAUUCAAAUACAAAAAAAUAAAAAUAAAUUGCCUUUUUAUAUUAAUAGCCUAAAAAAUAGAACUAUCUAUACAGUAUAUGUCUAUGUUUGGUUGUUUGGAUGGUGGGCCAUCAUUUAUAAACGCUACCUUCAUGUUUACUUUUUUUUUUAACAUAACCACUAAUGUAGCCUACCUGUCUGUGAGUGCAAGAGAUGUCGACGCUUACAUUUCAAUUGUGUGUGAGUGUGUGUGUGUGUGUGUGUGUGAAAUGGCAAAUAAAGGUGAUAUUACUAAUGGUAA